AGUGGAACCUCAACCCAAGACAUUAUCAUGAUAGAGUCUGAAGAUGCAGAGGCUGCAGGUCUUGGGGUCAAGCAGGAGAUGACCAAAGGAGAGCACCCACGACACAGCAGAGACAACCAGACUGGAGCGCCCCCUGUAGCCACAGAGGAUCUCAACACUGCCACCACUCUCCACGCCAGGACCCAACACAGCAUCACGGAGGAGGAGGAGGGUCCAGAGGUGCUGCUGGUGAAGGAGGAGGGGUGUGAAGAGGGUCUGGGGAACCCUGAGGGGACCAUGGUCAUGGAGGACAACCAGACUACACCUCCUUCUGAACCCAUAGAGGAACCAGCUGAGGAGCACAGGACCACACACAGUCUCACUGAGUCAGUAGACAUGGAGGAUGGGAAGCCUGAUCUGCUGCUGGUCAAAGAGGAGACAGUAGAAGACGGACCAGAGAGUGUUUGGUUGGAAGCUAACAGAGGCGACUGGGCUGCCAUCUUAGAUUCCCAGACCCAGAGUGGUGCAGCCAUGGGCCCAGGGGAUGACAUCACUGAGCAGGCCAAGACCAGAGGCAACAUUGUGGAAUCUGCAGUCCGUGAGGACCUGCGGAUAUCCGGUGUUGCUGGCGGGAGAGACUGGACCUGUGAAGCGGCUAGUCACAAACCUGGCCCCGGAGCCGUUGCUCUUCCUUCCCGAGUCAGAACCAGGACACAACCGCAAGGGACAGAGACUCCACCACCACACUGA
Messenger RNA from Salvelinus sp. IW2-2015, 729 nucleotides. The record is from RefSeq and is a predicted model, not a curated record. NCBI's taxonomy places the organism in Eukaryota, Metazoa, Chordata, Actinopteri, Salmoniformes, Salmonidae.